Molecule: messenger RNA, 12194 nt
Organism: Biomphalaria glabrata
Lineage: Eukaryota; Metazoa; Mollusca; Gastropoda; Planorbidae
Product: receptor-type tyrosine-protein phosphatase eta-like
Exons: 31
Coding region: 298-9339 (3013 amino acids)
Biological process (GO): protein dephosphorylation
Molecular function (GO): protein binding; protein tyrosine phosphatase activity
Source: RefSeq, a predicted model, not a curated record
AGAGAUGACCAAUGGUCUAAGGUUUCAUUAAGAGGCUAAUCGGUCCUUUGUAAAUUAAGCUCCGGCUGUUUGGCAGACUUCAGUGUGAACUUGUAAUACAUACAAUUAUCUUAUCACACUUAUCUCAUCAUCUGAAUUAAACACAUACACACGGAUAGUCUCAAGAUACUAACAGCUAUGAUGGAGCACAUUAACAGCUGUGAUGAUUCACAUAAACAGCUAUGAUGGUGCACAGGCUAAAGUCUUAGCGUAUUGGUCAAAUUAAAAAAAGCAUAGCAGUGGAUCAAAGCCCACACCAUGUUUCGUAAAAACCAAAAUGGACUAGCUGUACUAUUUUGUAUAGCAUGUGUGACUCUCUGUCAGAGCGUUUCGGCAGCGACAUAUUACCGCAGCAGAUACUAUAAAACAUACGCUCCUGCUAAAGCAGCGACCAAAGACAGCGGCUCAAUUUUUCCUCACCCUUCAAGACAUGGGUCGGCCACAUCGACGUCUUCCACUACAGCCAGAGAGGCUUUCCAAAGAGAAAUGUAUCCCGCAAGAAACAUAGAAACAAAGCGGCAGACUUCAACAACUAAAUUCUACCAGCCGAUACCAACAAUGAAAUUAGUGAAACCGACACCAUGGCCUGAUAUAAAGAAAAAUACAGUCACGCAAAAACCAAAUCUGAUGACACAGCCUUUAAAAGUCAAUGAGGCAACAUUAAAAACAUUGACGGGAAAUUCAACUACGACUUUCAAAGCAGACGAUGUUAAUAUGACCAAAGGAUCAUUGCGUUAUACGGCUUCCCCUGAUUAUAAACCCAAUUUCAAGAUAACAUCAGCACAACAUAAUGCAAGCAAAAUUAAUCCUGAAAGUCGUAUCUUUGCGUCGCCUAGCUUAGCAUCAUCAAGGAGUACAGCGCCAAUUACUCAAUAUUUUACUUCCGCUAAGCAAAAACAUAAAAACAAUCAGGAUGAUAUAAAAACUACAAUUUUGUUCAAACGAGACAAUUUCGAGGAUUCCCCUAACACACCUUCAACAAAUAAAUUGUUUUCUUUUUCACAACCUACACAUGAUUCAAACACACAAUUACCUUCCAUAGACAACAAGGGAGAUAAAAUGGAGAGCACCCCUCCACAAAAUACAUUUGUGACUAAAGAUAACUUUAAACAAAGUGUCACGGAGGCUAGCGACAUUUUUCCCACAUUCUCUGACAGUGUCAGAGGCAAUGGUAAAACCACACAAUCAAAGGAUGGAUUCAGGGCGGAAACGAAGGACUCCACAUCUAAGAAUACUAAAAGCAAAACAUUGAAGCCCACGUUAAAUAUAGAACAUACCGAAAUAUCUUGGUAUGAGCGAAGGUCUUCUACUGGACAUAGAAUUGUGACUAGUGGAAGUACUGACGUUACACAGGACUCCAAGUCAGAGCGACAGUCUUCUUCUGGACUUAGAGUUGUGACUAGUGGAAGUACCGACGUUACACAAGUCUCCAAGUCAGAGCGACAGAAUUCUUCUGGACUUAGAGUUGUGACUAGUGGAAGUACUGACGUUACACAGGACUCCAAGUCAGAGCGACAGUCUUCUUCUGGACUUAGAGUUGUGACUAGUGGAAGUACCGACGUUACACAGGUCUCCAAGUCAGAGCGACAGUCUUCUUCUGGACUUAGAGUUGUGACUAGUGGAAGUACUGACGUUACACAAGUCUCCAAGUCAGAGCGACAGAAUUCUUCUGGACUUAGAGUUGUGACUAGUGGAAGUACUGACGUUACACAGGUCUCAAAGUCAGAGCGACAGAAUUCUUCUGGACUUGUUGUGAUUAGUGGAAGUACUGACGUUACACAGGUCUCCAAAUCAUUGAGGAACUUUUCUAACGAAAGAGAUGUAAGCACAUUGUCCUACAAGAUACCGUCGCGGUCAGAACCACAUAGAGUAAUAACAGCUCAUAGUAAAGAUAUAAUGUCUUCAAGUAGCUCAACUCCUGAAGUCAACGAAAAUAAAUUAAAUAAGUGGGAAAUAAAAACCCAGAAGUCCUUGGAGGGUAGAACGCAUUCCAAGUCUAGUGCAACGCUUAACCCUUUGGAAAACGUGGGAAAUAAGUUUUCCAGAACCGGCGAAACUUUCACGUCAAGCCAACAAAGCCAAGUGGAUACAAACGUAAUUAGCAGAUUGACAACUGCUACCGUCAGAUCCGAAGAAGUAACCACACGGGAAAGAUCAACACCCACAAGUGCAACUCUUAAAACCACCUCUACAACAACACCGCUGAUAAACACAUCUACAAGGCUUGAAACAGAAGACUUCAACAACGGGAAAAAUAACAGGGACAAAAGUAGACUUCCAGACAGAAAGGAAACACAGACUACCAUCGGCAGCAACAGACAUGGCGGAGAUACGACCACAGCAACAACUAAGACUUCAGGUGAGCUUAGCCAGCAUUCUGCACCACCAAGUUUUUCAACUCCACUUAACACAACUACGUCUAAAGUAAAUAACAAACUGGCAUCUAGUACAGGUCAAUACAAACUGGCAUCUAGUACAGGUCACUACAAACUGGCUAAUAGUACAGGUCAAUACAAACUGACUAAUAGUACAGGUCAAUACAGUCGCUCUACACACACGCGCCUUACCAUACCCUUCAGUUGGCCAGGAGACACUUCCGUAAAUAAGGCUCUUGAGGAUGACGGAUCUAGAAGUUUAAAUAGGACAUUUGGCCAAACGUCCAUUUCCACUAGCAAAUCUACAACACAAGCUCAUACUAAUGCGACAAUACUUCCUGUAAUAUCUUCAACUAUAACCGCUAUGAAUUCUUCUUUGUCAGAUAAAUUAAUUAUUACAACGGUUCGCUCAGUAUGGCACGAUAAAAAUUUUUAUGAAUUAAAAUUAAAAGAGUAUUUUAAAGCCCUGGAAAAAGUGUAUAAAAAUACUUCUGCUGUACCAGAAGAAAAAUCCACAAACGUACCGCUCUCUCAAAGCAGUUCUGACAAAUUCCAAGUAGCAACUGAUGCCUCAACAACAACCGAUGAUUCUAAUAAAGAAAUAAAGACACAACCAUUUCGUAAAGAUGAAUUGGAGGGGACAUGGAAUAAUAACAAUAUCAAUGAUGAUAAAAACCUCGAGAGAGAUGUAUCAUCCAGUUUUAAGUAUAAAAUGUCACCAGGUCCUAACUUUAAAUCAAACAUGGAGCACUAUUCCGGAAUAACGUCACCAGAAACUUCUUCAGAAUCCAAGUUUUAUACAUCAGUUGAAAGCAUCGCCACUACAAAUAGUGUAACGUCACCGGAUAAUUUAGGUACGCAAUUGCUUCAAAGUACUGCGAAAUUUAAUUUGAAAGUUACAGAUACAUCGGAAAUACCUUCAAACAUACCAGUAACCAGAGCUAUGUUGGUGGAUGAAAAGAUAUUGCCGUCGGUAACUAACAGUGUCGACAAAUCAAUAAAAGUCAUACCGAAAAAUAUUAAAGGGGAAUCAGCAACAUUAAAAGUAAGCAACACUCCUGCAGAUUUAGCUAAAUCAACAUUCUCAUUGCCAAAGGUGUCAGAAACAUUUACUCCAAUACACACCAGAAAGAUAUUUGCUAUCCCAACAGACAGUCUUAGAAGCAGAGACCCAAAGAAGGCUCCAGAGCUUUCAACUUUAUCAUUUUUAGAAAUGAAAGGAAAUAAUAUGACGACAUGGACAAAGCCAAUGGCAAGCACUCCAAUACGUUUGGUUGCAGAAACAUCAACCAGCACUCCCGAAAAUUUACUUACACCAACUUCACCUAACUCUCCAGAAAGAAAGACUACAGCAGCAGCAUCAAGUACAAUACAGUCAACUACACCCUCGAGCAAGUCCAAGCCUAUAACUUUAGAAAACUCUGAGGCAACAGCGUCGACAUCUCAUAGUAAAUUUGAGCCUUCUAGUACAGUUUCAAAGAUAGUUAAAAAACCAACUUCUUUACACAACAGAGCAGCAACAGUCCCAACAACCUCAUUAAAAACAAAACUGUCGUCUGCUACUUUUUCAAACUGCACUACAACAGCAACGACAACUCCAGAAACAACAUGGACUUUUUCAAACGUAUUUAACAAAUCACUGACAUUGACAACAUCUUCACCAUUAACUCACGAAACAUCCAAAACUACAUCAGAAAUAGCAACAAAAACAUCUAUUACAUCAAAAACACUAGAAACCAAACCAUCAAUAUCAAGUUUAGCACCAACAACAACAAGAUCCACAACAACGUCAGCCCAAACAACAGAAGUCAUUACAUCAACCUCAGCAGUACCAUCCGAACCAUCUACAGCAAUAUUUACAUUAUUAACAAAACUAUCCCAAUUAAACACAACUAAAAUACUUAAUAUAACCCAAGUUAUAACAACAGAAACAACAGCAAUAAAAACUGAGCUUUCUGUAACAGAUCAGAUAAAAACAGAUUCAUCUACAAAAUCCGAAGCAUUCACAACACAACUUUCUCCAAAAACCGAAGCAUUCACAACACAACUUUCUCCAAAAACCGAAGCAUUCACAACACAACUUUCUCCAAAAACCGAAACAUUUAAAACAGAGAAAUCUACUCAAAGCCAGGCUAUUACACAAACAUCUACUAACCAGGUAUCACUAAAAAUUGAUUCAGUGACCACAGAGUCAUUCAAAACAUCAAAUACACCAUUUACUAAUAUGCAGGCAAUAACCAAUGAACCAUUUACAACAAUAUCUGAAAAAACAACUGCACCUAGCACGGCCAACUUGCCGAGAAUAAAAUCUAUAUAUUUUCAAACACUUCUAGAAACUACAGAAAAAUCCUCCUUUCUGCCAUACACAACAAAUACCAUCUUCAUCACAACACCACAACCAACAUCACUGCCCGAUUCAACAGAGUCUACCAGCACCUCAACAUCAACAUCUCAGCCCGAUUCAACAGAAUCUAUUAUCACCCAUCAUGAUACAACAGAGUCUAUUAUCACACAGCCCGAUACAACAGAAUCUAUUAUCACACGGCCAGAUACAACAGGAUCUAUUAUCACAUCUCCAUUGCCAACACCCCAGCCUGAUACCACAGAAUCUAUUAUCACACAGCCAGAUACAACAGAAUCUAUUAUCACACAGCCAGAUACAACAGAAUCUAUUAUCACAUCUCCAUUGCCAACACCCCAGCCCGAUACAACAGAAUCAAUUAUCACACAGCCUGAUACAACAAAAUCUAUCAUCACAACAUCAUUAUCAACACCUCAGGAAGUCCUUCACAUAGGUAGUCCAUGUUCUCCAACAAGAGAUCGUUGCUCCAUGUUUGUCAACGACACUGUGUGUCUAGAAUAUAAGUGUACAUGUACAUGGUACGCUUACCCCGUCUUUAAUGUCACAUGCAAAAAAUAUUCAACUGAGGACUUCACACAGGUCCGUAUUCUCAAAGUCACCAACGACAGCAUACUGCUACAGCUGCCGACAAUUAUGUCCCCAGACCAUCGUAAUGUUUUAGACACUGAAAUAGCCUGGUCAUCGCCAAGCUUCUCUACUUCAGUAUGGACACGUAUGUCCACUUACCAUCUGACCAGUCUGGUACCUGGCACAGUCUACACAAUCAAAGUGCAGAUUGUAAUGAAGUCACACCAGGACAACUCUAGGACGUUACAAGUGGACUUUCCCUUGUUGUCGGCCAUGACAGAUCCACCGGAAGUUGGUGAGAUGUAUGGUGACACCGGGCAAGACGGCAUUUUAACAUUCCGACCUCCUGGUGGACAUUUUGACGGAUGCGCCGCUUCAGUGGUGGAAUUAGACUGGUUCAACCAGUCUGUUGGACACACUCAGUGGACAAACUUUAACUGCACACAUCUGAACAUUGACCGCCCUAAGCCUGGUUACAACUACAUAGUGAGUGUGUGUGUGAAUGUCAGUGAUGGUCACUUGGUGACCAAGUCCAGCAGCUGGAGGACUUUCUUUGUAUCGCUCACCGGUGGUGUACCAGGUAAAGUGGAAGAUCUCACAGUGACAAAUAUUACUAGCACUUCGGCCCUAGUAACGUGGUCAGCUCCGAAAGUAACCAAUGGCUAUAUCACUUCAUAUGACGUCAUUCUGAGGUCAUCUCAUUGGCAAUGCUAUGCCACUUUGACUAAUGCCGUUAGAGAAACUACCCGGCAGUCUGACCAAAUGAAACUUCAUUACCCACUGUGCUCGGUCGAGAGGGAAUCACGUGGAAAAAAUGAAGGAAUAACACUGAUGAACUUGACUUUAGCCACUGAUUACGUCAUCAGUCUGGUGGUACACAACAAUUUCAACAGCAGUCCAGCAGCAACCAUACAUUUAACUACAGCCUCUGAAAGGCCAUUGUCUCCUCGAGACGUCACGGCAGGAACAACAGCCUCAUCUGUGAUCAUAAGAUGGACACCACCUUCAAGAUAUCCAGGGCCAACUGAUUACGUCAUAGUUUUGACAAACUCUACUUCAGUGAUAGGUUAUCAUGUGACAGGUUAUAACAGCAGCAGUGUAAAGAUUCCUAACCUAAAACCGGGCACAUGUUACACAGUACAAGUUAGGUCCAACACGACACAAGGCACAUCAACCAAUGUGACACUACACCAUGUAUGUACACUGGAAUCUAAGUCCGACAAGGUGACUUGGUUGAAUGUCAGUAGUGAUCCUAGAAGUAUUCACUUGGCGUGGACGUCUCCAGAACAUGUGAAUGGACGUCUGCAGGGCUACGUCAUCUACCUGUGGGCAGGUGCAGUGUGCUUGGAACAAGUAUUGCUGUCCCCUGACAUGCCAAUCCAGCUAGAUGAUGCACUGAAAUGCAACAAUAAGACUAGAGUUUCUGCUAUCAGUCUUGCCGACAGAACGGCGAAAUACACAAUACACCAAUUAGUAUCAUGUAAGCAGUAUCUUGUCAGUAUCGCUGCUAUUAAUGGAGCAGGGGUUGGGAUGACGUCAAACACAACAGUCACCACACCACCACAAGUGCCAUCUAUUUUGCUGAAAUGUAGAAGCGAAGCUCCUGGAGCCAUAACUUUUCAUUGGGAACAGCCGCAGCAUUCCAACUGCAACAUCUCUUAUCAUUUGAGUCUGUACAGAGGCAGCAACUUCUAUACCAGCAGUAGCAACACUUACACGGUAACUAAUUCGACAGAGACGUUACACACUUCGUUGACAUUUGAGAACCUGGACAUUUACUGGCCACACAAAGUGAUACUGAAUGCGUCUACAUCAUUUGGCGCGUCCAGCAAUGUUCACUCUGAUAUCUGCAGAUCCCGAAGUGAUGUUCCUGGCCUUGUUAGCAAUGUGAUAGUGUCGCUGCCUACAAGUGAUCAACAUGUUACUGUGACCUGGGAAUGUCCAACAGAACUAGAUCGGCAUGGUGACAUUCAGGAGUUUCAUGUCAGUGUAUCAGCUGAGUCUCUUCAGAGACAUGACUUGAGUGACACUUUAACUAGAAAACCCAUACAUUCCACAAUAUCUGCUGGAAGACAACCCUGCCAACGCCAGUACAGUUUCUCAGCCAAAAUGUUUCCACAGAUCAACUAUACACUUCAGAUACGAGCCAAAGUGAAAGAUGUGGACCAACUGGGAAAACCUGAAACAAAAAGUAUUUAUUUACCUGCCCAAGCUCCACUAGCUCUGCUGAAUACAGAUAACUUGUUGAAGCACUGGACAUCUACUGACUCAACAAGCAAUAGUUCCAUGAGUGUCAAUAUCUGUCUGAAGACUUUGAUGGACAACAGUCAUGGAGAAAUAGUAGCUUUUGGUGUUCUAGUGGCUAUAUGCCUGGAUGAGGCUUGUGGAGCAGACACAGCUGAGCAAUUUAACAAAUGGCCAACAUUCUAUCAAGAUCAACUAACAUGGAGUCAAGCCAAGGAAAAAUCUUUCACCCAAAGCUACCGAGCUACAGAUGAGAGCUGGGAGCAAUUCAUACGAAAGAGUCACACAGAAAAAGUUAGCAAUGUCAACUUUACAGUUGGUGACAAUGCCAGUUGUGACAUGUCCCAUAAGGAAGUGUUUUGUAAUGGACCUAUAUCACCUGGGCAGCAUUUCAGACUUGAAGUAUUUUCUUGCACCCUUGGUGGCUGUACUUCAGUAAGUUUACCAAGGCUAUUUUACUCUUCCCCUGUUCACACUGAAAGUUCUUCCGACUCAAUUGUCAUAGGUGGAGCUGUAGGUGGGAUGACUCUAGCAGCUGUAGUGCUCAUCAUUGUAGUAAUCAUCAGACUGAGACGUAAACUAAACAAAUUUCACAUAUUAAGUCAUUGUAAGAAACGAAACAGUGAGUUGUCCCAAGUGGUAGCUCUGAAUGAUAUAGACGUUUGCAAGGAUGAUGGGAAAUCAAAACCAAUUAAAAUACGAGAAUUUGAAUCUACAUGGUCCAAGUUAACUGCAGAUGAGAACACCUUACUGAAUUUAGAAUAUCAGGAGCUGGAUGAAUUAAGUCCAAUCUACUCCAUGGAUGUUGGCUCUGAUCUGGAUCACAGAGCAGACAACAGAUGGACUAACAUUAUCCCUUUUGAUCACAGCCGAGUGAAACUAAAAGUCAUCCCAGAGGACCCACACGCACAGCAUGAUUAUAUUAAUGCUAAUUUUAUAUCGGGUGCUGACACAAGCAGAGACUACAUAGCAACCCAGGGGCCACUGACUAGAACUGUUGCUGACUUUUGGAGAAUGGUUUGGGAACAGAAGGUGUCUGUGAUUGUCAUGUUGUCAGACUUUGAAGAAAUGGACAAGAGAACCUCCAUGAUGAGGGAAAAAGUGGCCAAAUAUUAUGAGGAUGAUGGUGAGUGUAACACAGCACAGCAUGGUCACAUGUUGAUUACCAGGACCGGGAAACUAGACGCAAAGGACUGGGAAAUUCGAACCCUUAAACUGACUCAUACCACAGAAAAGAAAAGUCGUUUUGUAAAACAUUUCUUCUUCAAAUACUGGAGUGACCACGAGGCAGACAUCAACCCUGAAGACUUGAUUGAGUUUGUCCGAGUGGUCAGAUCAGAGACCAGCAGUGAGCCACCUGCACCAUUGGUUGUCCACUGUAGUGCUGGUGUAGGAAGAACUGGAACAUUUAUCGCAGUUGACUACUUCAACAAGCUGAUCACGCGAAUCAAACAACGUGUGGAGAAAGGAGGCUCAGCCAGUGAGCUGGACAACUGGACAGUGGAUAUCUUUGGAAGAGUGCUGAGCAUGCGAGAGAAAAGAAGAUUCAUGGUGCAGACCAGAGCCCAGUAUGCAUUCAUUUAUAAUGCUGUCAAGGUAAUGCUGACCCAGGCCUUCAAUCCAGGAGAGCACACAGCACGUUCUGGCCAGAGAGAACCUUCAGGACCAGCCAGAGAAGACGCUGUUUAUGAUGACGUAGACUCACUGAAAGGUCAAGUAGCUCCAGAGUCCAUACCUACCAGCACUCUUUAAAACAGAAUUUGUCUCAAAGUGAAGUUUUUAAGGAUUUUAAACUUUCUAAUGGCUAUUUUUAAAUAAUGGGAGCAAACUUCAAUUUUGUUUAUAAAGCAUCAGAAAUGAAUACAGGAACAUUGUAUUCAAUAUGAAUCUACAUUCGAAAUCUUAAACUAGAUGUUGACCUAAAAAUAUUGUCUAAGAUCUACUAUACAUUCAAUGGUCAUUGACACAACAUGCAGUUCAAUGUACCAGAAGAGUACUUUUUAUUGGGCAAUGGCACAACCUGCACUUACUGUUGCUCUUUAUCUAUUUUACAUUUAAUGAUCAAUAUCACAGAGUGUGGAAUAUUUAUGAACAGUAAAUAAUGUCAAGAAUUCAAUAUAAUGUAUUAACAAUAUAACGUCAUAUGAAUAGUUUUCAUGCAAUGCCAUGCAUAUGUUGGAGGUCUAUGUUGGGAGAUUGGUUUGUAAUGUUCAUGAAUUAACAUUUUCUGUUAUUUGUAUAUAUUAUUACGUCUUUUAUUUAUUGUUAUGCAUAUUGCAUAGGCAUAUAUGUAUAUAAUAUGUACAUUAAUGUAAUGAAAAUGAAAUAAAUGUGUACAAAGGGAUGCAAUAUAUAAUGAUUAUAACAAAAUGUAUAUUUAUACAACAAUAUGUGUACCAUGUUAACUCAUCAGCUGACAAUACUCUGUGCAGAUUGUUAGAAACAACAUUAUUAUAUACAUUUAAUAUUAGUAUACAAUUUCUGAAUGCUUUUGCCACAAUUGUCAGCAUUUAUCAAAGCUAUUCAUUAAGCCAAAAUAUCCAAAUUGAUAUCUAACAUGUUUGUACAAUAUAAGAUAAAAUAAGAUAAGAAAAUUUUAAUGGUCCAAACAAAUGUUAUUCAGUUUGAAUGCCAUUGUCCAUCUUAGUAUUACAAUUAUAACAAUAAUAAUAUAAAUGUUAAUAAAACCGAAGACAAAACAACACAUCACAAACACACACACACAUGACCAGUGCUUGAUGAAUUGGGAUUCUGUGUACUUCUCAGAGACGACAAAUGACCUUGAAAAACCCUCGCUGAAAGUGGAAUAAAAGAGUUUUAAAAAUCUUUCUGUACUAGUCUUAUUGGAGAGAAGCUGAGCACUUCAUCCAGAUCUGAUGGAACUGUAGUUUAAUGGGUGUAGAUUAUUUUUAAAGAUUUUAUAUGUUUUAGUAAGGUAUCACGUUCUUCAAGUGUUGGUAGCUAUCUUUGAUUCUUCUUCUGUCUAGCUUUUUGCUGCUGAGCUGUGAGCUCUUUUGCUGACUUUGCCAAGGAAAAAUAGUGUGCUAUUCUCUUCAGUUCUUCAGCUCUGCCAUACAGGGUGUUGGUUAUGUUGGGCUGUAGUGAUAGUAGGAUCUGCCUAAGGUGGAUUAGGAAGGGGCAUUCAAAGAGAAUAUGGUUUAUGGUUUCUACAAAGGGGGGAGUUGUGUGAGAUGUUUUGUUAAGAUGGUAAUUUAACAGAGGUGUGGGUCCUGUUCUUAGUUGCAGGGGAGGAAAUUAAUACUGUCUAGUUUGGUCUUUAGUGAUAUAAGGUAAUGUUUAAUUAGUCCAAGGCUUUCUGACAGAGAUCUGUCAUCUUCAAACACUUUUGUAUUUUUACUUGUCUUGUAAGUUAAACAAUGUUUAGGUAGAUUAACAUAAGCAGCUUGUUUUCUUGGUUUUAUUUGUAACAAGUAUCUUAAGAUACUUUUCUUUGUUUGUAAAAAAUGUCUAGAAAUACUUUUUUUUAUUUGUAACAAAUGUCUAGAAAUACUUUUCUUUAUUUGUAACAACGAUCUAGAAAUACUUUUCUUUAUUUGUAAUAAAGGUCUAGAAAUACUUUUCUUUAUUUGUAACAAAGGUCUAGAAAUACUUUUCUUUAUUUGUAAAAAAUGUCUAGAAAUACUUUUUUUAUUUGGUUUGAAUCUAGUUAGUAAUUAUUAGUAAUAAUAAUAUAUAUAAUAUGAUGUUCUUAAAAUGAAACCUUUUUUUUUUAUUUUGCUCAAAAUAUUGAAGAAACCAAAGAAAAUUUAAGAGAAAACAUACAUUUGAAUUUGUUUAACUUUUGUUUUAUUUAUUUAUUUAUUUUUUACAAAGAAAUUAUUAGAUCAAAUAGUUUGAUGCGUUUUUGCUUUUUACAAAUGACUAAACUGUUUUUGUAUUUUUAAAUUUUUUAUUGGACAGAAUUUUUCCUUCUCCCAGAUACCUCCUCCCCCCUCCCCCCUUUCCAUCUGGCCCUCAAAAAGGACCAUAGCACAUUAAGUUAUUCUAUAAGCAUUAAAGCUACAUGAAACAAUAACAGUUGAUACAAAUAUUUCCACUUGAACAAAUUAUUAUCUAGAUCAACUAGAAAUUACUUACAUGAUUGAAUCAAAAUAAUUAAUGCAAUUUCACUCAAUAUAAGUGUGACUUCUAUUUAAUUAUUUAUUUUUUUUUAUUUUAUCAAAAUUGUAAGCUCUGUCAUCCAGGGGGCUUAGGGCUUUGCACAUUGGGGUUUUGUGCCUCCUCGUGUGGCCGGCGAGACCUAAGUGUGGUAAAGAUAUUUGGCAGCAUACUGGACAGGUUAUUCCUUGUUUCAAUACCAUUGUUUCAUAAUGGAUAGUCUGUAUUUUUUAUAAUCUCUUAUUCCCAAUAGAAAAGAAAGGAGUAAUUUAUAGGUACUUUGCAAUGAAGGCUUUCUGAGACAUUUUUUUUUUAUUAUGUUACGAAUUUAAAAAAAUAAUUUUCAAGGGGAAAUAAAGCAGCAUUUUCUAAAUAAAAUCUUAUUAUUUCCCUUUAUCAAGCAUAAAAUUCAUGGUGUGUAUCUCCACACCGGUCACUUCACCGCCAAUGAAAUAAAUGCUUAUAGGCUAAUGCAUUGAAAUGAACAA